CCUUCCCAACUCGCGCUCAAAAUGAUUUCUGGAUUUCGCUGCCUGAAAAAGACGUCCAAAAAGCCUUGCUUAUCAGACGGCAAAGUAUCGCACAAAGCUUUUUUUCACAGCGAAGAGAACAAAUUGGAAUGUUGUCGAAGACUACACCGGCUGAGAGAUUCUGAAAGUAUCAUAUUAGGAGUAAUACCCAUAUUACGGAUUUGGUUGUUGAUUGACUUCGGAGAAUAGCAAUAGCUUUAUUGCUUGAUUGUUGCUUGAAAGGUGGUUGCGGUUGCUGUGCAAUACUAUUAAACGAUCUCUUGUGUACUGAAUUUUGCAAAGAUGGGUGCUUGUGAUCGAGGUGCUAACGAGACCUCUCUGCCCUUAAAUAUUUCCAGGAAGAAGUCGCGGAUUAGAGGUGAUGGAUCCAUGUCCGUGGCUGAAAUCCUCGCCAAGUGGAAAGAGUAUAACGCCCGGCUCGAUUCUUGCAGUAAUAAAAUCAAACCUAUUCGUAAAGCUCCCGCGGUUGGUUCGAAGAAGGGAUGUAUGAAAGGGAAGGGAGGACCGGAGAACUCGCGAUGUAAUUACAGAGGGGUGAGGCAGAGAACAUGGGGCAAGUGGGUUGCAGAAAUUCGAGAGCCAAACAGGGGGAAGAGGCUUUGGCUUGGUACUUUUUCAAAUGCCGUUGAAGCUGCCUUUGCGUACGAUGAAGCUGCAAGGACCAUGUAUGGUCCUAGUGCUCGCCUCAACUUUCCGGGUUAUUGUCCGGCCACCACCUCCUCAGGCUUUUGCUCGGUUUCAACUCCCUUCGGUUCAGAUUCUACGACAACAUCAAAUCACUCCGAGGCCUACCCCAAUGUGAAGAAUGAGGAUGGGGAAAGUGAAUCGGGAAUCAAUCCUCUGCAUGCUGCAGUCUCUGAAACUAGUACGGUGCAGCCAGAAGCAAAGGUGGAGUCCUUACAUGUUACAAAUGGCACUUGCAGUGACAUCCAUAAAAUUAAGCAGGAGCCAAAGGAUGAGCCUAUUGGGUUCAAGAACAAUUGUUGGAACAAUGGACAGGAGAAAUUGGUGGGUUACGUGGAUGAAAUGUUUGAUGUGGAUGAACUGAUGGGGCUCUUAGACAGUAAUAUUCCUCUUGGCAACAAUAAAUCCAUACUGGGUGUGGGUUAUGAUGCUGGUCAAAUAGGGCUCCCACACAGCAAUCAAUACGAGAAACCAUCAAUUUUGUCAUACCAGUUUCAGAAUCCAGAUGCCAAGUUGCUGGGGACACUGAAUCAUAUGGAGCAGGGACCUUCUGGAGUUGAUUAUAGCUUUGACUUCUUGAAGCCGGAUAGGCUGGAUGAUGAGAAGAAUGGGACGGAUGGAUACUAUACUUCAAUUUAGGAUCAGAUUUUAGAUUUUGAGAGAUAGGAUGAAUCUGCUUGAUAGAUAUCCUUUGUAUUUUUUCAUUGCUGACCGAGCUUACAGCUUUUAGAUUCCCCAAUUUAGCUUGUUUUUCUUCAUCUUAUACCACUUAUGAAAACACACUGUUAAAUGGAAUGUCCUUUAAAAGUGUGGACUUAUGUUGGAAAAAAAAAUUUUGGUUGUGCA
Messenger RNA from Corylus avellana, 1569 nucleotides. RefSeq names its product dehydration-responsive element-binding protein 2C. The record is from RefSeq and is a predicted model, not a curated record. Gene Ontology annotation, molecular function: DNA-binding transcription factor activity; transcription cis-regulatory region binding. Gene Ontology annotation, cellular component: nucleus. Gene Ontology annotation, biological process: positive regulation of DNA-templated transcription; response to stress. Lineage: Eukaryota; Viridiplantae; Streptophyta; Magnoliopsida; Fagales; Betulaceae.